This is a messenger RNA of Mytilus trossulus (common blue mussel), 2937 nucleotides long. RefSeq lists its product as uncharacterized. Gene Ontology annotation, molecular function: calcium ion binding; patched binding. The transcript is spliced from 18 exons. The record is from RefSeq and is a predicted model, not a curated record. Gene Ontology annotation, biological process: cell fate specification; regulation of gene expression; cell-cell signaling. Lineage: Eukaryota; Metazoa; Mollusca; Bivalvia; Mytilida; Mytilidae. Bases 109 to 2937 code for a protein of 942 amino acids.
CUAUAUAGAUUUCACGGUACUCUGAUUAGACCAGUAGACUUGAAACUUUUAAGUUAAUUGGUAGUACGGUUCUCAGUAAGUUCUAACCAGGAUGUUAUAAAGUUGAUCAUGUCGGAACAUUCGUUUUUUACUUUGUGUGUUUUGUGUCUUGGAUUGUUUCAGUAUGGGUCAUCUGAAAAGAUAUCGUUUGACACCGGUAUAAGUCUGGACGUUGUUGACCCCGACCUGUUGGGAGCUGAAAAAGAUAAUCUUGCUGAUCCUGUAAAUACAGGGAGUUACUUGUUUAAAGCAAACAGUAAUGAUGACACCAGAGCCUUGACAUUGAACAUAUUGGUACGAGAUUUCAAGUCGCCAAGUUCACUGUACUUCAGGGCUCAUCCAACUUUCUUGAAAUGUGUACAAGCCGCCAUGACGCAACUCAGAAAUGCUGAUAAACAGGUUAAAGUUAAGCAGGGGUUCCAAACAUUGAGUGACGUUUCAGGUGGUGUAACCGACCAAGACAAUUACCUAAGAAGUGGUGCCGGUAUCACUCUCGAGUUUAAGGCUGGAGUGACUGGUACUAUAGAUGAUAUCGUCACUGCUGUAUUAAAAACAUGCCCUGUUCCAAUGAUGAAAAUGGAGAGAGAUAUAGGUGUUGAGAAAUUUGCAGAUAGUGUCCAUGUUCACAUGAAAGGAGCUGAUUAUGAUUCAGGCCCAACGUUUACUGGUUUAACAAAUGAACAAACACACAUAAGUGCUGGAUUAGAUCCACAGAAAAUCCCCGACUGCUCCAAUCUUAACACAGUUGCAAAUGGUGCUUAUUACCCCGGUGGAUACGACGAUCCAACACAAGUAGUAGGGAUAGUGGAUGAACCAGUGGAUAGAACUAUGACGGUGGAUGCUAGCAGGCUUGUACAGUAUCUUGGUGACAACGUCGACUUCAGUGAUUGUCCAAUUUAUACAGGAAAUACACUAACUGCAACAACGAUAACUAAGCAAAGGUGUGCACAAAGAACGAUGACAACAAGAAUGUACAAUGCUGUCAAAUACUUACAAAAAAUGGUUAGAGAUAAUAUGUCAGACAAAUUGGUUAUCACAAAAGCAUGGGAUGAUGAUGGUACAAAUCAAGACUCACUGCAUUCUGAAGGUAGAGCCCUCGAAGUGGAAAUGGUGACAUCAACCGAUAUGGCAAUGUUGUCACGAUAUGCUAUAUGUGCAGGAGUGGAUUAUGUUGCAAAUAAAGUAUAUAGGAGAAGUGAUUCAAACACGAAUACGAUUUCAUUACAUUUGAACAUAGGUGAUCACCUCUUGUUGGCUGUAAAGAAAAUGAAGGGUGAUAUAGCUAAUAUGAUCCAGUUUAAAUCCAUUCAACUGAUGGGAGUAGAACCAGCAUCUUCGAAAAAUUCAUAUUACAGUCUGCCAUCUGAAUUCACAGAAAAGGAGAUUAAUGCCAAAUAUUCCCUGUUUGACAGUAGUGGUCGGGAAGAUUUCAAGCUUAAUGACAAUGCUACUGUUGGGAUGUUUAUGUCACAAGAUCCAGACUAUCGUUACUUCAGAUUAGACCCUAGAAUUGUCGAAUGCUAUUCUUCCAUAGUUGAAAGUGAAAACAAAAACUCAGAGGACUUGAUUGAAGUAGAAGUGCUUCGUGGAUUCAUAUCCAAUCCCGAACAAGCAUCUUUGAUGGAUGUUAUGGACGAUAGAUACGAAACACACACUUUGGGAGUGGCUAUACAGAUAAGGUACAAAAAUGGAACCCUUGGCCCGGAGUUUACACCUCAAAGACUUGCACAGAAGGCUGUUGAGCAGUGUUCACCUGUUUUCAAUCACACCGGAAGUGACGAAGAGGCUGCGGGAAUUGGUUUAUACAAAGAUAGUGUUUUUGUUGAUAUCAGAGACCAGUUUGAAUUGUGGGUAGAAAAAGAUGAAUACAUUCCAACAGGAUAUACACUUGAGACGUACACUGAUUUUAUGGAAAAAAGAGCUGAACUCGCAAAUGACUUCCGUAUUGUUGACCCAGACGAUCUGACAGAAGCAUGCGCUCUUGCACAUCCUCCAGCGAAGCAGUCCCUAACUUAUGAUUAUGAUGAACCCGAAAUUUCCAAACGUAAAAGACGACGCAAGCGUGCAACGGCUGACGACUGCAUACCAACCUAUUCUACACCUCAUUGCACAUUAGUCGCCAAACACCUCCAGGAAGAGGUAGAAGAGAUUUGGACUGAAACCAAUAGAAAAUGGAUCUAUCGCAAUGCAAGUGAAGUAAAAGAAGCGCUGGACAACUGUUUAGGCAUUUGUGGAACUUGUCUUACAGGUGCAAUUUAUGAUGCUAAGCUGAAGCACUGUAACAACUUACUUCAUUGGCUACCAUUUGAAAUGAUGAACGACGAUCCAGACAUUACCAACUUUUAUCCACGUGACAACUUGAUAGCAAGAGGUUUGGCCUGUAAUGGUGGUGAACAUUGCCUGGAAAAGGCGCCGUUGUUUUCUAUUUUGAUGCCAUCCAUUAAGAGAUUAUACAGACCUGACCCCACCAAGAGUGUGAAGGAAUUGAUAUAUGCCUCUGAGGAGAACCCUACUCCAUGUCCACAGAUUCUGGAUGAGUUGUAUGCCAGUCAUGCUAAAGGAAUCGUCAAGUUUUGGGUUGCUGACGAAACUGAUAUAACCUCGUUUAAACAUGGGCUCCAGACUGCUAUGUUGUACAACAAAGACGUGACCAAAAUCCAGGUUUUCGUACUAAAUGCCCACAGCAAAGAAGUAGUUGAUGGUGUCCUUCAGGGUUUCACCAGGGAAUUUGCUACCACUGGAUGUCCUAAAUAUUCAAGAGAAACUGUAGCUGAGUUUGAAAUCCUCGAUCCACCUCAUCAUGUGCGUAGGAGAGCUGCAUCACACGUCCACAACCACAAGAACAAGUUAGUUCUAGACGCAAUGAACUGGGAGAUGAAUGACUUGAGAGGACCAUAG